Molecule: messenger RNA, 7694 nt
Organism: Macrobrachium nipponense
Lineage: Eukaryota; Metazoa; Arthropoda; Malacostraca; Decapoda; Palaemonidae
Product: toll-like receptor Tollo
Exons: 2
Coding region: 2157-6800 (1547 amino acids)
Biological process (GO): signal transduction
Cellular component (GO): plasma membrane
Molecular function (GO): protein binding
Source: RefSeq, a predicted model, not a curated record
GAUCUGGCGAGCAUUCAGCAUGGUGCAUCGUUCCCUGUGCUGUGUCAUCGAUUCCACGCUCCAAACGUUCUAUCGGCGCCCGUAGUCAUUAUAAAAUUUUCCCGUUGUUGCGUGUAGGACAUUUUCAACAACAUAUGUAACUACUUUUCUGACAGAUAAUUUAACGUUCCUUCAGGUUUGUGAUACAAGUGAUCGUUUCUAAAGGCUUUCGAUACACUACUUAAUAUAUGAAAUGAAUAUAAUCCAUGGCGAAAAUAAGAAAAAUGUUUUGUAAUUUUCUAGUUGCCAUUUCGAGAGAGAAAUAUGAAAGAUAUGCGGAAUAGUAUUAGAAAAUUAAUAAGAGGAAAAGAUAGAUACAAAGAUUAGUCUCAAGCAAUCGCAGUACAAAGAGAAUGGUUGUACUCGUUGCAUCAUUCGGCAGUCAUAACCUGUGAGAGUGAGCGCUUCGGUGAAAACAAAAGGAGUAGAGGGCUUUUACCUUCCAUUCCCCUUCACAAUGGCCCUAGUGAUACCUUAAUGCCAGGUGACGUCACAAAUAGUCCGUGACAGCACGAAAACUUCAAUUACCGUAGUUUUUCAGCUAAAUAUUUUCGUGUGAUAACUUUGCAUUAAGAGGUGCUCAUGGAUUUGGUAACAAACGAGUGAAGGAAAUUUUAGAAAUAUGAAUUCACGAGAAAUAAGGAGCGAGAUUUCUGUAAUUCGUUGUUAAGUGAGAUCAGAACAACCGGAAGGAAGUGCAAAUAACACAAUCGCGUCGGUUAAACUCUCAGGUGAAAUUUCCGAACGUUAUUGUCUCUAAAUCCUCACAGAAGCUCCCAAGACAGAUUAUAUCAUGUCAUAACGGCAUUGUGGUGUAAAAAAGAAAGAAAAAAAACCCCGACUCCUUGAAGUUGAACGGGCCGAGAAGUAAUGGUGGCUAAAGAAUUAUUGUAGAAUUAUGGUUUGCUAAUUUUAAAGAGCCUAAAGGAAUAAAAAUGUCGAGGAAGCCAGGAUUUAUUUUGUGAAGAAAAUGGAUGAGGGGAAAAUGACGAGAUGAAAUCGCCGAAAAACAUGACCAAAUGAAACAAAGUACAUUUUUCUUCACUGAUGAAAUUUAGUUUGGAAACAAGAAAAGCAGUAUGCAUUAUUUUGAACUCAGAUUUUGAUACUUUGUCUUCAUUUUCCGAUCUGAUUAUUAUGUGUUAUGCAAAAGUAUAAAAGAAGAUUUGAGCCGUUUUGAUGAAAAAUACAUUUUAUUAUUUUAAUUCAUUUGUGAAAGAAACUUUCGUCCGAAAAUGAACGUCGCUGCAACGCCAAAGAACAAUUCUAUUUUUUAUGAUGACAUCUAACAAAAUAUAUAAGAGAUCUCUUUUUAGCUGUCAACAUUGUUUUGUGUUGUAAGGCGUCACAGAUUAUAAAGGAAACGAACAUAUUUGUCCUCGGGUUUGGCAGUUUGCUGAGGUCGGUAGCAGUGUGACAGAAGUUCCGGAUAAGGAAUAAAAAAGCGUUUAUGAUGAAAGCGUUUGGGUGAGGAGGAUUCCAGCAACGCACGCACCCAGUUCACCUUGGAAUUGCAAUUUAUGGGAAACGAAAAAAGAGAGAGAGAAAAAAAAAAUGAAAGCUAUGAGAAGAACCACGACGUCCGUUGCCGUAUUCUUACUUCAAUUGAAACGAAAAAUUCCAGGUCUGGUGCAGUGAAAGUAUGAUAUGGUGAGGCGUGCCUAUGGAAAAGGAACUGGAAACAUACACUGAAAAGUAAAUAGGGAGGAAAAAAUCGGGAAGAGGGGACAAGAAGAACAAAACCAGAAAGUAAAAAGAACAGGUAGAAAAAAAAAAAAAAAAAAAAAAAAAAAACAGAGGCGCCAGUCUGAGGCGCCAAAAAGACUACGCUUUCCAUUUGAGUUGAUUGAGCACAAGGCGCCAGAAUUUGUUGUGAGGGGAGAGGAGGAAGCUAUCCCAUUCUUCCCAUUUAGAUCUCUUGCCUUCCGGAAUCUAAUAUGAUACGGGAGGUUCAUAGCAAAAAAAAGUAAUAAAAAAAAAAGGAAAAGAAAAGAAAAGGCGACGUCGUAAAACAAAUAGCUUUUAGGGUAUUAUACUUAAAUGGAAUAUUCCUAUGCUGAUUGUCGGCAAUCGCUCUGUAAAGGAAAAGGAUUAUUGUAUACAAUUAUUUCGUUCAAAUGUCAAAUACUAUUACUUACUUGGAACGUUUGGGAAACAUGACUGCUCAGCAUGGAUGGAAACGAACUUACUUUUUGUGCCGCCUUCUGUUGUGCCUGUUGCUCUUGUCUACGAAGACAUCGUCCCAAACGACCUCUUCCUCCUCCUCCUCCUCCUCCUCCUCACCCACCGCAAUUGCUGCAGGUCUCAGCGGGUCGUCGUUUUCUUCUUUAUCCUUCUCAGAUUAUCUGAGCAAUCUUCCAUCGCCCGCCGACGACUCUUCCAAAAGCCCUCCUGCCUGCUUCUGCCUCUGGACCUCGGCAAACGUCCUGGAAUGUCAAGUGCGAAUCUUGGAUGAUGACUUGGGCAUCCAGAUAUCAAGUGGCCAGUGGGAAGACUUGGAAACUUCAAGUUACCCCAGGUCGUGGCAAAGAAGGACCGAUUCCAGGAGAUUACGGUCGCUGAUGGUGGAAUGCAGCCAGGUGCUCUAUUACCAAAGCAGGAUCACUUCAUCCACAUUUCAGGGUCUGGAGGAACUGGAGGAGUUGGCCAUAAGACGAUGUAAACUCGACAGUCUUCCACCUGGAAGUCUUUCUGUCCUUAGCCGUCUCCGAGAGCUGGAAAUUACAACCCACAAUGGUGACUGGGCUGCUCUUGCCAUGGAUGUCGUCGAAGGUUCGCUGCCUCCGCAUUUAGAGAGAGUGUCCCUCGCUCACAACAAUAUUUGGAUUUUGCCUCCAAUGGCCCUGUGUGGAAGGAGUCUUAGUCACCUGGAUCUAGCCAGCAAUCACCUGCAUGAUAUUCAUGUUCUUGGGUACGCGGGGCAAGUUCAUCCUUUUGUUUCUUCACUGAAUAUUUCCAAUACCAGCUUUCACUUGCAGGAAGUGUAUGUGACUGAUGACUCGAGAGAGUAUUUGGAAAAUGACUGUGGCCAGGCAUUGCAAGAGUUAAUCCUGGAUUUUAAUGAUUUGGUGAGGCUUCCCAAAGGUGGCUUCCGGGUCUUGACUGGCCUUCGUGAGCUUCACAUGCGCAACAACGACAUCAGACUUAUAUCAAGUGAAGCCUUUGAAGGUCUUAAAGCCUUACAAAAACUUUAUUUAUCCAAUAAUCAUAUCAUUUCUUUACAGAAUGGAACAUUUCAUGAUAAUUCACAGUUGGAGGGUUUAUAUUUAAACAACAACUCUUUGAGUUCACUUAGUUCAGGUGUUUUCCUGGGCUUAAAAGAGUUACAAGUACUUGAUAUAUCUAGAAAUCAAUUGUGUUUUGAUGAUGAUGAAGAAGAUCUAUUCAAAAAUCUCCACAGAUUAGUAAUCCUGAAUCUAUCUCGCAACUAUUUCUCUAAAAUUCCAUCCCAUUUACUCAGUGAUCUUACUUCUCUCCAGCAACUAGACCUGUCUCAUAACUCGCUUUCUAAUCUUAACACUGAAAGCCUCAAUUUCCUCUCUAACUUAUAUUCUCUAGACUUAUCCAGCAAUCACAUACAUUCUAUUAUGGAAAUUAGUUUCAGAGGACUUGUCGGGUUAAGUAUCCUUGACCUUACCAAUAACUCUAUAGCAAAUAUACAUCCAAAUGCUCUGCAUCAUAGCUCAAAUUUAAAAGAAGUCUAUCUAGGUGUUAACCAAUUGCAGUCUAUCCCCAGUGCCCUUCAAAAUCUGUCCUUUUUAAAGACCAUGGUCAUUGCCAAUAAUGAAAUAGUUAGCAUUCAGCCUUUUUUAUUUCGCAACCUCAGGAAUUUAGAACACCUUGACAUUAGUGUUAACAAACUUAAUGGCCUAUCGGAAGGAUCAUUUAAUGGUCUUUCAAAUUUACAAAUACUAAAUCUUAGUAAUAAUUAUAUAAGGACACUGAGUGUUGGAUCAUUCAAUGGUAUCCCUAAUAUUAAAACAAUAAUAAUUUCCAAAAAUGAGCUGAAUGACAUAAAUGGUAUUUUUGCUGGACUUGAACAUCUAGAGGUGUUAGAUUUGUCAGAAAAUAACAUCAAGAUGUUUGAUUAUGCUUUUAUUCCAAGGCUGCUUAUUAAACUUAUACUAAAAAGAAAUAGAAUACAAAAGCUAGGAAACUUCUUCAAAGUGCAUGGCAUACUAACACUGGAGGUCAUUGAUGCAAGUCACAAUACAAUACAGAAAUUAACAGAAGUGUCACUUCCAAAUACAAUAAAGGAAGUUAUUCUGCAUGAUAAUGAGAUCAGUGUCAUUCUUCCUAAUACUUUCCGUGAUAAAAGUGCUCUUCAGGUAUUAGAUAUAAGAAUGAAUUCACUGAGAAAGCUAGAUCCUCAAUCAGUUAGUGUUAGAGCCAUGGCUGGAAGCCAGGUACAGGCUCAGCUAUCACUCUCAGGAAACCCAUUACAUUGUGAUUGUGAGAUGGAAUGGCUUUUUGGAUCCUCUGGCAUUCCUCAGACAACACCAGGAGGAACAGAAGUACAAUUUUUGCAGCCUCGUGUUAAUGACUUAGCUCUGGUCACUUGCACUUUAGCUCACUCACAUAAAGGUUCCACACUUUUAACUCGAGUUCUGGAGACCACACCUGAAAAUUAUCUGUGUCCUUAUGAUGCGCAUUGUUUUGCUAUUUGUCAUUGCUGUGAUUUCAUUGCAUGUGAUUGCCAGAUGAAAUGUCCAACUGAAUGUUCAUGUUUUCAUGAUGAUACUUGGUCUAUAAAUCUGGUUGACUGUUCUGGAGGAAAUCUGAAUCAAUUACCAGACAAGGUACCUAUGGAUGCAACAAUAGUUCUUUUAGAUGGAAACAAUUUUGAAGUUCUGCACGCACAUCCAUUCAUAGGUCGGCACAGCAUAGAACAGUUAUUUCUUAAUAACUCUCAAAUAAAAACCCUUCACAACCGCACAUUUCAUGGCCUAGCAUCUUUAAGGUCUCUACAUCUACAGGACAAUAUGAUUGUACAUCUAAAAGGCUUUGAAUUUUCUGGUCUUGGACAACUCAAGGAACUCUAUCUUCAAAAUAAUCGUCUCUCUUUUAUCAAUAAUGCUACUUUUGUAGACCUUGAAAGCUUAGAGAUUUUAAGAUUGGAUAAUAAUUUUAUAAUUGAUUUUCCUGUUUGGCAGCUAAGCAAAAAUGUUUAUUUAACUCAAGUGUCAAUUGCCAAUAAUCCCUGGAACUGUGAUUGUCGGUUUGUCGAAUCUCUGAGGGAAUGGGAAAGCCAAACGUCAAAUUUAUUAUUGGAUCCUGAAAGUAUUUUUUGUGUUCAUAGUAGUUCAGGUGUUGUUGGAGCUGGAAUAUUUCUUCCCGGUUUCUCAUGCACCAAGUCUCGGCAUGGCGUCAUAAGGUAUCAGUUUGGUCAACAAGAGCUGCCUUUUCUCGCAGGUAGUUUAUGUGGUGGUAUUGCUUUUAUUAGUGCAUUAGUCGUUGCAGCAAUGCUAAUUGCUAGGCGUAGUGCAACAAGAAAAUUUGGAAUGAAUGACUCUCAGAAUUACUGCCAAGAAGAAGAUGGUAAAAUCUUUGAUGCUUAUAUAAGUUAUAGUGCUAACGAUGCAAAUUUUGUAAGAGAUAUUCUAGCUACCAAACUUGAAAACAGCUGUCCUAGCUACAAGCUCUGCUUGCACUCAAGAGAUUUUACUGAGAAUAGCAGAUUGUCAGAGUUUAUUUCACAAUCAAUAAGCUUCAGCAGAAGAACGAUAAUAAUUCUUUCCAAAAAUUAUCUCGAUAAUGAAUGGAAGAAUGCCAUAUUUAAGAAAGCCCACAUAGAUAAAUUGAAGGAGAUAGACAUGGACAUUAUCGCUGUUUAUCACGAUGGGGUGUCAUAUUCCACUUUUGACGCAGAUUUAAAGUCUGUCCUUAAAAGCAGUACAAAGAUUUACUGGGGAGAUAAACAUUUUUGGAAAAAAUUAAAGAAUUCAUUGCCACAAAAACAGACAUACACAAACAUACCGGUGUACAUGUCCAAUAAUGCAUAUAAAUCUGCAAUGCCUUCUUCCAUAACAGAGCCUGGAUUCAUAAUGCCCUCCUCCUCUUCCGUCCUUACCAGUACCUCAGGUCUUACAACUCCCUCAGAUAUGAGCCGGAAACCUAGUUAUCAGCAGGAAAAUAUAGAAACGUACAAUUCCCCACCACCACCAAGGCCUUGUUAUGCCUCUCCAUUGCCUUGUGACUACAUUAUGAUGCAAGGACAAGAGUGCAAUGACCCACAAUGUCUUUGUCAUAAUCACUCAAGCAAUGCAUGUGCUUUCACAAAUGGAGACAGUUCUUCCCUCCAUACGUAUUCUUCCCUUGAUGCAUUUACUGACAAAUUACCCCACCCCUCCUCUUUGGAGAAUUUCUCAUCACGAGCGACAUCCCCAACAAGUAAUCAUUACAGUGUCAUUGACGUGCCUGUAAGAAGAACCGUCCGAGCAAGUAAGAAGAAGAAAAAGAAGCCUCAGUGUCAGAAUGAUCCUCCAGCUGCAUCAGAGGACCUGGAAGAUUCUACUCAAGACCAGAACCUGAGUGACACUUUUAGAAGGACCAAAAGUCUUCGUAUAUCUAAGCACAUUAAAGAUCGUAGUCAUCUUUGCUCUGUAGUAGAUACUCGAAGGGAUUAUUCCUGUGAGGGUUAUGCAGAUCCGAAAGUUACCUCAAAAAACACAAACGGCAUUAUGGAUACGAAUGAUCUGUACGUAGGUCUUGCUGAUUCACCUCCUGAACCUACGACACUAAGUGAAGAGUGCUUCGUCUAGUCCAAAAGUUGUGAUGUAUUGACAGGAGCAUUUUCAUGGUUAACUUCUUUGAGUGUCUAUAUAUAUAUGGGAGGGAGGGAGGGAGAGAGUCUUGUCUUAUGGAGCGAUAUUGUUUUCGUAAUAAACUAAACAAGGGACGAAAACGUUCAUUAUUACCUUGAUGUUCCAUGAUGACAACGCCUUUGGUCAUCUACCGUUGUUUGAGAAUGGAAAUUGACCAUAUUUAUCGUCCUUUGUUGUUUAACAAAUCGUGUCAAGAAAUGUGACUCGUGUCUCGCAUUCAUGACUCCCGAAUAGAAAGAAACUGAGUAAGAACACACGAAGAAAUCAAUUGAAUCUCAGCAUUGCGGUCGAGCGCUUCUCUUCUCUUCUUUUUUUCUCGACUCUUUACCGUGUUCUGAGAGGCAACGCGUAUUUUACACUUCAUUUUUGUUUCAUUCUGUUCUACUAUUAACCUUCUUAAUAAAUUCGUACUCCAUUUUAAUUUACAGACGGUGUAGUAUAAACAUCAAUUUAUAUCUAUAAAUUUUUCACGUAUGCUCUACUUUUUGUCUGUGCAUUAUUAAUUCUAUAUUCUGUGUGCUUAUUGAAUACGGGGCUUAGAGGCACUUUUCAGUGAUAAUAUACCCAAAUAUCCCCGAUGGUUAAAGCCACUUUCGGACGUUGCGAAUCUGUGGCUGACGCAGAAGUCUUGUCAUUUCGAAUUCCCUUUGGCUGUCAUUCAUUUCUAAGGUAAUGAGAAAGAAUUCGAUAUCAAACGAUAUUUAGGGCUUGAUAUUUGUAAAUAUAAAAAAGUGACAUGUGAAUUAGUUAUAUAUGAAACACGAGUCAAUGCGAUCUUAAUGACAUACACGUACACGCGCGCACACACACACACAGACACAGACAGACAGA